CCCAAAAAUAACCGGCAAAAAUUUAAGAAAAAUUUUUUUACUCAACAUAAAUAAAAUUAAAAAAAUAUGUCAUUUCAAAAAUACGUGAUUAUAACGAUUCUAUUUUUAUAUUUAAUAACUUCUGUAACUUCAGUACAAACACUUGUUCACCAUCUCCAACCUGGAAGUAAAUUAAACUUUACUCCAUUUUCAAAUAAAUUGGAAGUAUUUUGCUAUGCGGGAAAACCUAAAUAUGUGGUUAAUUUAUGGCAAACAAUUUCUCUUAAAAUUAACACAGAUUCACAAACGAACGAUUAUGAAAUCUAUGAAGGAUCUACACGUGAAGAAGUUCUCAGUGAAUAUGAAGAAAAACAUUCGAAAUGGUCGUUUAACAUGUUUUCAUCAAAACCCAAAGCUGUGAAAAUUGACCCAUUUUUACCAAGUUGUGUUGGAAUCGAAACUGCAACUCCAUAUCAUGUUGAAUUACAUAUGAUACGUGUUGAUUAUUGGAAAGUUUUAAUGCUUAUAGCUGGUGUGUUGUUAUUUUUAUCCGCUGGAAAAUUGAGUGAAAAUUCAUUAUUUUAUUACAUAUGUGGUGUGUCUUUUGGAAUAUGUGCCUCAUUUUUAAUCCUCAUUUAUUUUGUCAGUAAACUUUUCCCAAAAAAACCAAUGAUGUACGGUUUUGUGAUUGGCGGUUGGACUAUUGGUGUAUAUUUAUUGCAAUUAAUUUUAGAAAAUGUACGAACAAUAUUCGUGACCUAUCAAACAUAUUUAAUGUAUUAUGUGCUUGCAACUGGAUUCAUUAGUUUUGUGAUUUGUUAUCGUUUGGGUCCACCAACCAAUCCAAGAAGUAAGAAUUUAAUACGAUGGAGUUUAAUGGGAGCUGCUUUACUUACCAUUUUCCAUAGUAGUCAUUUUCAUGAGGCUACAAUGGGUUUUAUUGUGAUAUUAGUUAUUUCAUAUAAUAUUCCAUUUAAUACAUUUCAAGUUCACCUGAUAUUAUUUUUCUUUUCCAAAUAUUGUUUUUACAGGAAAAGAAAAUUCCCACCAAAAUCAAAAUUAUUAUCGAAUGAGGAAUAUUAUGAACAAGGUGCUAAAGAGACAGUUAAAGCUUUGGAUGAAUUAAGAGAAUUUUGUUCAAGUCCACAAUGUAAUCAAUGGAAAACAGUUUUAAAAUUAAAAGAUGCUAAACGAUUUGCUUCUUUCAUCGAAGGCGAGCAUCAUUUAAGUGAUGAUGAAAUUCUAGAAUAUGAAAAUGAUCAAAGUGUACGACGCUCAGACUGUGAAUACGAUGGCGAAUUAACAGAUGAUUCAACGAGUUCAAUCGAGUUAUGAAAAAUGCAUCUUUAACUAUAAAAAUGAAACAUGAAA
Chrysoperla carnea is the source of this 1350-nucleotide messenger RNA. It is a transcript of the gene Nemp, whose product is annotated as nuclear envelope integral membrane protein 1. Gene Ontology annotation, cellular component: nuclear envelope. Lineage: Eukaryota; Metazoa; Arthropoda; Insecta; Neuroptera; Chrysopidae. The transcript is spliced from 7 exons. The coding region runs from base 67 to 1314 and encodes 415 amino acids. The record is from RefSeq and is a predicted model, not a curated record.